AUGGAGGGAUUUGCUUCACAUUUGGGUAGAAGACUUAUCAGCAACACCGAAAUCCCAGCCGGCCAAGACGAUUCUACGGUCUCCUACCUGGUUAACUCAUGUGGGCUUUCCCCAGAAGCCGCCAUUGUAGCAUCCCACAAGGUAAAGCUUCGAUCUUUGGUGAAAUCAGACUCCGUUUUAGCGCUUUUGAAACACUAUGAAUUAUCAGAUGCCCAUAUCUCAAAGGUUGUGCGGAUACACCCACAUGUUCUGGUGGCAAAUGCCCAGGAAACCCUUUUGCCAAAGCUCGAGUUUUUGUGCUCCAUAGGAAUGUCAAGGCUCGACCUUGCAAAAACACUGACCUACAACCCAAUGGUUUUGACGCGAAGCUUGAAAAACUGCAUUAUACCCUGUUAUACCUUCCUCAAAAGCGUGGUGCUCUCUGAUUUCAAGGUCGUCAAUAUUUGGAAGCGCCACCCACGGAUUUUCGGGGCAAUUCUAUCCAAGAAUGUGAUACCCAAUAUGGGGCUUCUGAGAGAAUUGGGCAUGCCCCAGUCCUGUAUUGCCCAGUUGCUAACAUCUCAUGCUGAUGUUAUGAUGAGAAAGCCUGAAUUCUUCAGUCAACUUGUGGGUGAGGUCAAAGAAAUGGGAUUUGACCCUCAAAAUGUAAGCUUUGUGAAGGCCAUUCCCGCAUUAUCUGGGAAAGAGACGACAUGGAAACGAUGUCAAGAGGUUUAUAAGAGGUGGGGUUGGUCUGAGAAUCAUAUAGGUUCUGCUUUCAGGCUGUCUCCACAGUGUAUGGUUAUGUCAGAGAAGAAACUAAUGGGAAUAAUGGAUUUCUUAGUGAACAAGAUGGGGUGGCAGUCGCAAACAAUUGCGAAAUAUCCCCAUGUUUUGACUUACAGCUUGCAGAAGAGAAUCAUCCCGAGGUUUUCAGUUGUUCGAGUUUUGUUUUUGAAAGGAUUGAUAGAAGAGGAGAACGUGAGUUUGGCUACUGUGAUUUCGAGGUCGGAGGAGUCCUUCUUGGAUAGGUUUGUGAACAGAUAUCUCAGCCAAGUACCUCAAUUGUUGGAUGUGUACCGUGGAAAAGUGGAUAUCCAGGAUGUGUUGUAA
This is a messenger RNA of Rosa rugosa (rugosa rose), 1092 nucleotides long. Its product is annotated as transcription termination factor MTERF9, chloroplastic-like. NCBI's taxonomy places the organism in Eukaryota, Viridiplantae, Streptophyta, Magnoliopsida, Rosales, Rosaceae. The record is from RefSeq and is a predicted model, not a curated record. Gene Ontology annotation, cellular component: chloroplast. The transcript has a single exon. Gene Ontology annotation, molecular function: double-stranded DNA binding. Gene Ontology annotation, biological process: chloroplast organization; regulation of DNA-templated transcription. Bases 1 to 1092 code for a protein of 363 amino acids.